CCCGCCGCCGUCCCCAUGGCAGCCCGCCGCGGCCCGCACGUCAUCAGUCUCCACGACUCCGCCCCGGCGCUCCUCGGCCGCGCGCCGCAGCACCAGCAGCCCGGCGCCGACCACCGCGCCGAGUCCCCGCACGGCGCCCUCCUCCCCAUCCCGCGCGGGGGCCCCGCGCCGCACCCCGCCGUGGCCGCCCUCGAGGAGCGCAUCAUCUCCAGGGACGUCGACAUCCAGGAUCUCCUCGUCGACAACCAGCGCUUCGCCGCCACCCACGUCGCGCUCCAGCAGCAGCUCAUCUCCGCGCAGCACGAGCUCCGCGCCGUCUCGCUCGCCGGCAACAAGGCCCGCUGCGAGCGCGAGGACGAGGUCUGCGCCAUCGCCGGCCAGGCCGCGCGCAUCGAGGCCGAGGCGCUCGCCAUCGCCGCCGCGCGCGCCGAGGUCGACCAGGUCCACGCCGACGUGCGGGUGCUGGCCGGCUCUCGCACCGAGCUCAUGGAACGCGUCCGCGUCCUCCGCGAGCAGGUUGGGCGCGCGCAGAGCGAGGCGGCCAAGGCCGAGAACGUCCGUAUGCAGAUCGAGACCAUGCGCAGGGAGAUCCAAAAGGGCAGGGCUGCGGUUGAAUUCGAAAAGAAGGCGCAUGCUGAUAACCUUCAACAAAGUAAAGCAAUGGAGAAAAAUAUGAUUGCUGUGGCUAGUGAGAUUGAGAAGCUUCGGGGUGACCUUGUAAAUGCUGAAAAGCGGUCCACUGCUGUCACCACAGCACCAGCUGUAGCUAACCCUGGGUAUGCUGCUCCAUAUGGCAGUACAGAUGCAACAUAUGGCACCGCAUAUGGCAAUCCUGAGGCAGCAUAUGCUGCAACAUACGGCAGUGCUGAGGCAACUUAUGCUGCGACAUAUGUCAAUUCUGAUGCUUAUAGCACGAAUCAGGCUCAUGCUCGCACUGAUGGCAAUCCUCAUUACAUGGCUCAACCGGUCCACUAUGCGCAGUAUGAUGGGCAGCAGCAGCAGCAGCAGCAGCAACACACCAACGUGCAAAGAUGAAUGCUGACUGAGGGUAUCUUUGACCUGGUGUGCGAUCUUCUUAGGCUUCUCCAGUGUAAACGGGUAGAUGCAGGAUGCACCGAAUUAUGGUAGAUAGAGGGAUUCAUCGCAUGGAAGCGCUGAAUAUGUUGUUAUAC
This is a messenger RNA of Lolium rigidum, 1172 nucleotides long. Its product is annotated as protein FLX-like 1. The record is from RefSeq and is a predicted model, not a curated record. NCBI's taxonomy places the organism in Eukaryota, Viridiplantae, Streptophyta, Magnoliopsida, Poales, Poaceae. The transcript is spliced from 4 exons. The coding region runs from base 16 to 1035 and encodes 339 amino acids.